AUGCUUUAUGCCCAUACUCUCAUGUUGGUGGCUCCAGUUGAUGGAGCUGUCCAGCAGGUGAGCCAGCUGUAUGCACCAGUGUUGCGCAAGGCGCUGGAAAUGACGUAUCAGAACGGCACUCUGGAUAUUCUGACACUGGCGGCGCCUACCACGGCAUUUGAGGCCGAGAAGCUGCUGCAGCAGUUCUACGGACUGGCUGUGGAGGAGGCCGCCAAGCUCGGUAGACAGUCCAUUGACGUGCGGGUGCUGUUGGACGGCGAAAAUGUCAAGUUGGAUCGACAGCAGAGUUGGGAGGUGUUGGUGGCGGGCAAGUUUGAAUCGGACCUCUGUUCUUCCUUCCGAGACUCGUUCAUCCACUCAGCCACUGUAUCCACCCUUCCGGUCAUUAUUCUGCCACAAGCUACAGACCCCGGUAUGUUUGACCAGUCCCGAAAGUCUCAGGAGCCCUCCUACGACUCUACAGGCUACGAGGGAAGUGGCUACGAGAUGGACUACGAAAAGCCAGGCUACAAGUUCGACCAUGAACAUCCCGAGGGACAUACGACCGGGGGUACAAACACCCCUGAUCACGUGGCCAACCCCGUGACGCUCAACAAGGCCGAGGAGCUGCUGGCGAAUGCUUCUGAGGAGCAGUAUUCUGUAGUUGCUCUGGGUGGCACUUUUGACCACCUGCACGCCGGCCACAAGAUUCUGCUUACGUUGGCAGCCUGGUUGACGCGGGACAAGCUGAUUGUGGGCAUCACGGGCCCUCAGCUGCUGACUAAGAAGAAGUACGCCGAGGCCAUGGAGUCGUUCGAUGUGCGCGAGAGCCACGUUACCCAAUUUCUCAACUACAUUUCCCCUCCCCUUCGUCUUCAGCCUGUCAUGAUUAACGAUGUUUAUGGCCCUACUGCUUCGGAUCCCGAUAUUGAUGCUCUUGUCUUGUCUGCCGAGACUCGAGGUGGAGGAGCUGCCAUCAACAAGGUGAGAGAGGAGAAGGGGUGGAGCCAGCUAACGGUAUUUGAAAUCAACAUUGUCGGUGGCAAGGGCAAUGAGGAGGACAAUUGGGCUGACAAGCUGAGUUCGACGCAGCUGAGAAAGGAGGCAUUGGAGAAGAAGGAGAAGUUGUGA
Messenger RNA from Yarrowia lipolytica CLIB122, 1110 nucleotides. RefSeq lists its product as uncharacterized. Gene Ontology annotation, biological process: coenzyme A biosynthetic process. Lineage: Eukaryota; Fungi; Ascomycota; Dipodascomycetes; Dipodascales. The record is from RefSeq and is a predicted model, not a curated record. Gene Ontology annotation, molecular function: dephospho-CoA kinase activity.